Molecule: messenger RNA, 9142 nt
Organism: Amphiprion ocellaris (clown anemonefish)
Lineage: Eukaryota; Metazoa; Chordata; Actinopteri; Pomacentridae
Gene: usp54a
Product: ubiquitin specific peptidase 54a
Exons: 22
Coding region: 1375-6333 (1652 amino acids)
Biological process (GO): protein deubiquitination
Molecular function (GO): cysteine-type deubiquitinase activity
Source: RefSeq, a predicted model, not a curated record
UGAUAAUUGUAAUAAUGCUGAAUAUCAGACCAGACAAUCAGUCAGUCCUCUAAUUAAUAUGAGGAUUAUUGAGGACACUUGAGAAUGUUGCACUUUUCUGUUGUUAAAAGCAAAUGAUGAAAUUAUAUUUUCAUUAUUGAUUAUUUGUUCUUUCUAUAGCAUAUUUGAAAAUGAACAUGUCUUCGAAUAUCUUCUUUUGUUUGGCCUUCCUUUCAUUUUUAGGCUCAAACUUUAUGCAUUUUUGCUUAAGACAUAAAAAUUUUAUAGUAACUUAUUUAUGGUAUUUUGUUGAUCAUCUAAUUGAUUAACGGACCUGUUAUUGCACCUCUAAAUCAGGAUUCUAGUACCUAUUUUUGCUGUUUUGUGCAGAAGCAAGUGCGUGGCAUUGAUCGCGGAGCUGACUUGCUGUAAAAUGUCAGAACGUCCACGGUGAGAGAGGUCUGUUAGCGUCGUCGUCAUCGUGAAUGUCCAGCAGCUCUGCGGUUUCAGCAGAUCUCACUGAUGAGCAGCGGUGGUGAAAAUGAGCCUGAAAAUAAAUGAAGGCUGGCAGCUGUAAACUCUCCACGCCGGCCAGAGCGAAUCAAAUCAAUACUCUGUCUGCUGCCAGACCCUUUAUCUCUGCUCCUCCACAUCUCCAUUCCCGCUGGCUUCGUCCCAGUCUGCCCAGUGUUCCCAGUGGCUUCCAGCCUCCUGGCAACUCUCCUGUCAGCCUGCAGAGCGGCUGCACGGAGGCGGCGCCGAGCCAGCCUGGCGAAUUAGAGAUCCGUCCUGAGUCCAGCUGACCUCUGACCUCUGACCCGCAUUUGUGUCGGACUCUCGGCUGCCGGUCGCGAUGAAGACGAGGAUGAGGUGUUGACGUGUGAAAGGAAGGCAAGGGUCAUCACACCUGCAGCUCACAGAUGGACAAGGAUGAGUCCCUGAAAGUCUUGGAUUACACAGCGGAGGACUUUGGGAAUUCUUGGGAUUCUCUGCGUGAGGCACAGCAAACAAAUAAAAACUAGAGGCUUGUUAUUGUGUUGGAAUGUCGAACUAAAGGAUCCUUGAAUACAGAGGCAGUGGAAUGUACAAUAAAUGAUCUGUGGAAUGUAAAACUGAUAAAACAAUUCAGCACAUUUCUAAUCUCACAAAUGUCCCAAACUCUGGAUUUUAUUGGGUUUUUUUUUAAGUCAAAGAACUUUCUGGGUUCCCAGAAUUUAGCUGUCUUGUCAGACUUUUGGAAUUGAGCUGCUUUUUUGUGCUCAAACUUGCUUCAUCCAUUUUUUCCCCACAUUUUUUAAAUUUCCAUCCUCCUCUCGGUCGGAGGAAAUGGAUCCUCGGAUACGAGAACAGACGACAGGAAGUUGAUCAACAGACAAACCGAUAGAGAGGAGGGAUAUGUCGUGGAAGAGGAACUACUUUGCGUCAGGCGGCGGCAGUGGUGGCGGCAGCGGUGGAAGCGGCGUCAGUGGCGGCGGAGGAAGUGGAGGAGGAGGUGGGAUGCAGGGAAUCCUGACACCUCGCACCAUGACGUCCAUCGCUCCCAGUAAAGGGCUGAGCAACGAGCCGGGACAGAACAGCUGCUUCCUGAACAGCGCCCUGCAGGUCUUGUGGCAUCUCGACAUCUUCCGUCGCAGUUUCCGUCAGCUGACCACUCAUAAGUGCAUGGAGGACUCGUGCAUCUUCUGCGCCCUGAAGAGUAUCUUCGCUCAGUUUCAGUAUAGCAGCGAGAAAGUCUUACCGUCCGACGCUCUUCGCAGCGCACUCGCCAAAACCUUCCAGGACGAGCAGAGGUUCCAGCUCGGCAUCAUGGACGACGCCGCAGAGUGCUUUGAAAACAUCCUGAUGAGGAUCCACUUCCACAUCGCAGAUGAGAGUAAGGAAGACAUCUGCACGGCCAGACACUGCAUCCCCCAUCAGAAGUUUGCCAUGACGCUGUUUGAACAGUGUGUUUGCAGCAGCUGUGGAGCGUCCUCAGACCCUCUGCCCUUCAUUCAGAUGGUCCACUACAUCUCCACCACCUCCCUGUGUAACCAGGCAGUGAAGAUGUUGGAGUCGAGGGAGAAAGCAACUCCCAGUAUGUUUGGGGAGCUGCUGCGAAACGCCAGCAUGGGAGACCUGCGCAGCUGUCCGAGUCAGUGUGGUCAGCAGCUCCGGAUGGCUCGCGUCCUCCUCAACAGUCCAGAGAUCAUCACCAUUGGCCUGGUGUGGGACUCGGACCACUCGGACCUGGCUGAGGACGUCAUCCACACCCUAGGAACCUGCCUGCGUCUGGGGGACCUGUUCUACAGGGUGACGGAGGAGAAAGCUCGUCAGUCGGAGCUCUACCUCGUCGGCAUGGUGUGUUACUACGGCAAACAUUACUCCACCUUCUUUUUCCAGACAAAGAUCCGCCGAUGGAUGUACUUCGAUGACGCACAUGUCAAGGAGAUCGGCCCUAAGUGGAAGGACGUGGUUUCUCGCUGUAUCAAGGGCCACUACCAGCCGCUGCUGCUGCUGUACGCCGACCCGCGGGGGACGCCCGUGUCGGUGCAGGACCUGUCCUCACGCCUCGACCUGCACCACCUCAACAAGGCCUGCUACGACAGCGAAGACUCGGGCCGCGAGCCGUCAAUCUCCAGCGACACUCGCACCGAUUCGUCGACGGAGAGCUACUCGUACCGACAGCCCUCCCACUCUCACCAUGAGUCCCUGGCCAGCCACUACUCCUCUGACUCCCAGGGAACCGUCAUCUGCAUUGAACGCCCCGACGGAGCCCUGCAUGCCUCGCUCUGCAGCCUGGAUACCAUAGGCCACGUGACGGACAGUGAGCAGCACCAGUCUCUGAGGAAGGGAGGCGGGGCCGGAGAUAGGAGGCGGAGCUCUAGCCGCCACCGCCGAUCUAAACCCGACAACGAAGCCUCGUCUGCCGGUUACCACAGUGAGGGAGAGACGUUGAAGGAGCAGCAGGUUCCUCGUCACCUCCCCAAACCUUCGUCCUCCUUCUCAUCCUCCACCAGCCGCCUCCGAGACUUCAAGGAGACCAUGAGCAACAUCAUCCACAGUCGACCCCUCUCCUCCUCCUCCUCCUCCUCAUUACCGGCCGCUGUCCUCUCCUCUGAAAUCGCCUCCUCCGCCGCCAACCACCACCACCUCCCUGCCACCGCUCCCUGCUCCUCCUCUGCCAAACUGCAAGACUGGGAGGCCGACAGCACCAGCAGCGAGUCCAAGUCCAGCUCCUCGGGGGGGAUGGGGAGGUACCGGCCGGCGUGGAGGCCGCGGAGGGAGACGCUCAACAUCGACAGCAUCUUUAACCGCGAGAGGCGCAGGCAGGCGGGAUACAGCCCCCUGGGAGCCGUGCUGCUCAGCGAUGCUGGAGUCUCCGACGGAGCCUCCUUCGCAGAGGACGUGAGGUCCAUCAGGCCGGGCUCCUCCUGGACUCUGCCCACCUCCUCCAGUGGCUUCAGAGCAGCUGGAGACGCAACAGGAGGCAGAGGUGGAGGAGGUGCAGAGCUGCCUCUUCCUCCUCCUCCACCUCCUCCCAGGCUGAUCCAGAGGAUGGAGAGCGGCUAUGAGAGCAGUGAGAGGAACAGCAGCAGCCCCGUCAGCCUGGACCUCAACCUGGGAGACAGGGAUUAUGUGGCGAAGAAGCCUUUGUCGUCCUCCUCUUCCUCAGGACCGUCGUGGAGGAACCUCCGGUCGAAGAGCAGCGGAGCUCUGCUGCAGGAGCACAGCUCGACCAGCAGGGGGAGCCUCGCGCCCCCUGCAGGCCGCAGCGAGCUGGACGAGCUGCAGGAGGAGGUGCUGAGGAGAGCCAAAGAGGAGGAGCAGCAGCGGCGGCAGGAGAAGGAGAGGGAGGCAGCGCUCGGAUUCAACCCACGACCCAGCAAGUACCUGGACCUGGACCAGCUGCAGAUCCAAGGAAAAGGCGACAGCUUCGAGCGGUGUGUGUUGGAGGCGGAGCUUCUGCUGGACCAAUCGGUGCGUCUGGAGCAGGCGGGUGAAGUCGCUGCCGCGCUGUCGGCUGUCAACGAAUCUGUCUCUAAACUGCGGCCGGCAGCAGCUGAGGGUGGAGCUAGUAGCCACAGCCGGCUGCAGCGCUGCAUGAGGAGAGCGCGCAGCCUGCAGCAACGCAUGCAACUGCAACUGCAGCAACAGCAGGACUCAGAGACAGGCAGACAGCAACCGCAGCAACCAGAGCAACAGCAGGAGGAGGGGCGGCAGCUCCAGGAACAGCCCAGUGAAAAGCCUCUCCGAAUACUUCUGACAGAGAAACAGGGCUACCAAUCAGCUGCCAGUCAGGACCAGCAGGCCCUGCCUCUCUCCACCUGCCUCGUUAAGCCCCUCCCUCUCACUUCGAGCUGCACCUCCAGCGCUGUGGCCCCUACAGAAUCACCCAGGGAGGAUGGCAGGACUGGGGGCCCCUGCUCUCGCACUGGGAAACCUCUCAGCAGCAGCGGCUCCCUCCCCUCUCUGUGUGUGGACACCUCCCUGGGAGACUUGGCCCUGCCCCCUCCACCUGUCUCCAUCCAAGCACAAGCCCCACCCCCACCGAGACCAUACAUCCGAAUCCCUUCACCUGUCAGCCUGAUGAAGCAGGAGCCAUAUUACACCGUACAGCCACAAGCCACGCCGCCAGAUGCUAACCCCUCCCCUAUAUUAGCCCCGCCCCCUGUUACCUACCCAACCAGGAACUGGUCCUGCUUACACCUGGACCAACCUGAUGUUGUUGAUUCUCCUAAUCAACCAGUCAGCUCCCCCCUUUACUUACCCCCAGACUCCCCCUCGCUCGUCCCCCCUGUGAUACAGACCUCCCCCCCGCCCCCCGUCCAGGAGUACAGAGCCGCCCUCCCCGUGGAGCGCUGGGCCGAGAACGUCAACAGGUACUACGGCUCCCAGAAUGCAACGGGAGGGGAAGGAGGGGAGGCGCUGCCUGGCGAGGAGCUUUCAGAGCUGGACUCUCUGUACCAGGCCAGCCUGCUGGCUCCCAGCAUGCACCGGGGCAGCCACGGAGUCAGUCCUCAGCCAACUGGCAGCAAACCAGGGGUGAGGAGGCUGCUGGCAGGUUCUGGUCGGUCCAAAACACCAACAGCUGAGAUCGAGAGAUUCGCCUACAGAACUCCGACGCCUCAGAAGCCACCGUCAGCUGAGGACGAGAACUACAGUGCAGAAAACCUGCGACGAAUCGCUCGCAGCCUCAGCGGCACCGUCAUCGGCUCGCGGCCACAGAACUUCAGCAGCUGUGACUCCUCUGUAUCCAGGCCUCCUCUCAGACACGCCAACCUUCACUCCUCCUCCUCCUCCUCCACGCUACUCCGUCGCCCCAGCACCUCCUCCCUGCACCUCCCCUCCUCCACCACAGAUCCCUCCCUCCGCCAACACCUCGGCCCCUCAGCUCCUGCACCUCCUCCACAGCACCUCCCCCCGCAGACAUCAUCACGGCCCCCCAGCUCGGUGCCCUCCUCCUGGGGACGCUCAGGACCUGGUCCGAGGCUCCAGCAGCAGUUUCUGGCUCUGCCUGACCGGCAUCAGACUCUCUCAGGUCAAGGCCUCCACAGCGUCGCGCUGAGUUACGGCACUUUGCCUCGAGCUCCUCGCCAAGCGCCGCCUCCCUCCUCCUCCUCCACCGCCUCCCUGCCCCGACCCAGAGCCAGAUCCGGCCCCGCCCCCCCGCCAGGUCCACAGAGUCUCUACGCCACCCUGACCCACCCUCGCCGCUCCGCUAACGGCCUCCACCGGCAGCAGUCGCUUCCCGGCUUCACAGCUCCGCAGCACCUCAGGGUCCCUGUCGACGCCCCCACCCAGCCGCUCCGCUUGGACGUCCCCCCUGAGAGCGACUGGCGCCGUGACGCCGACCGCCGGACCUGUCCAGCCCGGCUCCUCCUGGGACCCCCGCUCCGCCCGGCACCACCAGCGCCACCAGCCCCUCCAGCGGACCGACUCCCAACCGCCUCCUCGGCCUCGUCGGGUUGCUCAGCUCUGCUCGCUCUGCCAGCAGCUUCCUGCGGAGCCGUCGCGGCCCUACUGCCCGUCCUGCGGCGCCUACGUGGCUCGGUUUCGCCUGGUCAGCUGAUCAGGACCCUCUCCUCCCUCGACACAGAGUCUUAUUCCAAAAGUCACAUCCAUCAUCUCGGUGAAGAUUCUCGUUUUGUAUUUAAAUUGUGCCAACGUUUCUUUAAAUGCUCUGGUGUCGACUCGUCACAGUGCUGGUGGAUGAUGUCACUUUGGAGUAAAACUCUGAUUGGUGGUCGGCAGCAGCGUCAUCUGAGGAGGCGAAGACAUCAAGAAGCUUCAUCUGACUUCAGUUUCAUCCUCCAACCUCCAUUUCUGAGGAUCGGCUGCUCCACAACUCGUUUCUUCCUGCCUGGUCCACAGUAAACAUGGCAGACAGACCUCCUACAUUCAUGUACGUCUGAACGUCUGCUGGAUUUAAGCACAUUCAGAGUCCAGAAGAAAAAGAAGAGACAGAUGACGGACGGACAGAUGGACUCAGAUUAGAGAGUCUUAGAUGGACAGAGCUGAAAGUAAAGCAGCCAGUCCGUGUGAAGCUGCUGACCUGCUGUCUGUUCCACCGCUAACCUGCAUUUAUUAGGCUUUAUAUUAAUCUGAUUAUGUUCAUUUAAUAGUUAGAACAAAAUUAAUCAGAACUGUGUGGUUUUACAGCUGAAAAAGCAGUUUUAAAACAUUCUUUUAAGCUGAAUAUUUAUCAGUCCAGCUCUAGCUGAAAUUUAUGUCUUCAAGGGUUGUGUUUUGUUCGGCAAAAGUUAAAAAAAAAAAAAAACACAACUCAAAUAAUCAUUUUACAGUCACAACUGAUAAAGAAAGCCAGCAGAUGUCCUGUUUUUAGGAGGAAAAUAUUUGGUAUUUCUUGCAUUGAUUUUGCAUGAAAACUAACUGAAACUACUAAUUGGCCAUCAACAAAAAAUUAAAACCCACUGGAUGAUUUUUUUUCUGUUAAUGUAACAAAGAAGUGUUUAUUUAAGUGAUGAAAUUACCAAUUAGCUCGUCAGAUUUCACACAAAACUACCCAAAGAUCGCCUCAUUUUUGAUAGAUUUGCUGUUUUUGUUUGUCUUGUUUGGCAGUAAAUUGGUGAUUUGGGUUUUUUUGUACGGUUUAUUGGCUGAAAACAAUCUUUUAGAAGCAUCUCUGUCUCCUGGAAACGACCAAAUGAAGUCACCGUCAGCCACUGAGUUUGGAAAAUUGAUCUGAACUAUGGACGUUGCAGUGUUACGACACCGUGAUCUGGUUCAGGUAAAAUUGGUUUGAAUCAGUGCUGCCAACAAAUGAGUUUUGAUUGGUCGGUUGAUCACAGGUGAAGUGUAUGAUGCCAUUAGAAAAGCUGUCAGAGCCAAUAAGAACUUCAUGGAUGUUUUAUCAGUAGGAUGCUAGAUCUGCUAUCGAUUAUGAGGAAUUUUCCAGCUGCUUUUUGUCGAUUCGAAGCCACUAAAUGAAGACUAUCGACCGAUUUAGUGUCUGCUGUCAAUUUAUGUUUGCAAAACUUUCUUUUUUAAUUUAAAAGGCUCAUUAUUAGCAUUUUCUGAGUUUGGCUGCAUAGAAAUUCCCUCUCAGCCAGGGAGUUAAAAUCAUUUUCCGAAAAUAUAUCAAAACUUUAUUUCACAGCGACCUGAGAGACAUAUUUAUUUAUUCACAUUUAACUCAAACCAACAUUUUUCCAGAGAUUUUGUUGGUUAAACCUCCGAUCAGAGUAGCUUUGCAAGCCCUCCACCCACCCCGACCUCCUCCUGCUUGUAAACAUGCAGCCAGAAUUUAAGUUGCGCUUAAGUUUGGUAACUGGGAAAACGACGUAGUUGCGUAAUUUCAAGGAGACAGAGUUGCGAACGAGCUGCUGGACGUCACAGUGAGUUUUCUGCGAUUGAAGGACUUGAAAGAAAACGACAAAAGCAGCCGUCAUGUUGGAAAAAUUGAUCUUUUGUGUUUUUGAAAUUCAAAAUAAGAUCUGAAUGUAACUACGGCAGCACAAUUUAGGAUCAGCUGAGCAUCUAUGAUCAGUAAUCGAUGACACAGAAGUGUUGUGGCAUCUGACUGGGGAACGGUUGAAGUUGUGGGUUCAGGUUUGGGUUUUUUGCCGAACAGACAGCAGGUUCGUGAGAUCGAGCUCCUCUGUGCUGUUUCUGAACAUAAAUCUGCUCUACUUACUCCUCUAUUUAUUUUUGUAGGCUUGUCAGACUGAGUUGUGCGUAGAUGAACUAAACUAUUCUACCUGCCUAACCUGAAUAUACUCAACUAUAGACCUGAUCUGAUUUUCUAUAAAGUGAAUUAGUCGCUUGUUUGGGAUGUGCAGCCUUCUUAUAUCGAACCGGGGCUGAUUUCUGUCGUUCCAGAGCCUGUUAGAAGAUUUUAGAUGAUUAACUGAAGCCUUUUUUUUUUUUAAACAAAGUUGCAGCUAAUAUUUAGCAUGUUUUCAGACAUAUUCUAGCCUUGAGAGAACCACUUGACGUUGGUGUACAUUUAGUGUAACGAACACAUAUGCAGAUCUUUUUUAGCGCAGCCACUCGACUGCAUUUAACUCCAAUCCAGUGCACUUCACAAGUGUUGAGGGUCGAUCUUUCUUUUGCUCGUUGCUCAUUUCUUUCUCUCCCUUUUGUUCGGGGAGGAGCUUCCCUCGUUUUACUGCUCUCGAUCGGUUCGUUAGAUUAUGAAGGAAGCCCCUAAAAUGUUCUUCACUAACAGACUGAUCUGUCCUACUGCCAAGAAUCCAGUGGUGACCCCGCCCACCCGGUGAUCCAGGUGAGCCAAAACAAACGAACCCAAGUCUGGUCUGAAGCCAAAUCAUAAUUUAGGAGAUAGAUUGCUAAUUAUAUUAUUAUAAAUAAAUAAAACUAAAUAUAUCAUGCAUUGUGUCAACCAAUUUCUCAUUACAAAUUGAUCAAAAUGACCUGAUUUUUUUUUUUUAUUCCUGAAGAAAAUUAAGUCCAGCGGCGUCUUAUUUUAACUGUAAAGUUUGUGUUUCUGACCAGACCUGAGUUCACAAUCACACAGAUGCAACAAGUGUCAAGAAUUCAAAGAGAAAGGUUAUUUUUUCACCAUGUCAGACUUUUUUUUUUUCCUUUUGGCUUUUUGCUUUGCCAGAUUUUAUUUUGUUGAUUUUUGGUAUAUUUUUGAUGCUUAUUUUUCUACACUGUAGACUUAACAGAGAUGAUAAGAUGAUUAAAAUGUUUAAAGGAA